Molecule: messenger RNA, 3299 nt
Organism: Acanthopagrus latus (yellowfin seabream)
Lineage: Eukaryota; Metazoa; Chordata; Actinopteri; Spariformes; Sparidae
Product: butyrophilin-like protein 2
Exons: 7
Coding region: 497-1711 (404 amino acids)
Biological process (GO): positive regulation of T cell proliferation; immune response; T cell costimulation
Cellular component (GO): external side of plasma membrane
Source: RefSeq, a predicted model, not a curated record
AUUAUUAUUAACAGACAUAAAGUGACUAUAAAUCUCUGUAAACACACCAGUUAACAGGACAUCAGGGACAAAAUGGUGGAUAAAAACUCACCUUGUUGAGUUUUGGCUUCUUUUAAUGCUGAUGUUCCCGCCUGGGCUGUUUCCGUGGCAACAGGUGUCCAGCAGCUGCCUCCAGCGUCACUCGGCCUCGCGCUGUGACUGCUGAGACCGGGGGGCUCGGCUCGAGGGCAUUCAGAGCCGAGCCACGGCCGUCCAAUCAGAGUCUGAGGAGUCCUGACGUCAUGGCCGAACGCUGCCGAGAGGGCGUGAGUGUUUUUGGCGCCAAGCCAGAACAGGAAGGAGGAAGAUAGAGUCUCUCUCUCUGUUCCUCUACCUCUCUCUCCCCUUCAUCUUCUUCUUCUCUCUACAUUCAUCAGCUUCUUUUUCUUUUUUAAUUAAAACUAACUAUAGGAACAGAGAUGGCAGUAACCUAGCAGCAGUGACUCCAGUGAGGAAGAUGAAGAUGUUGGCCGUGUUUGUGAUCCUCGUACAUGUUUCCCAGCAUGCCUCAGCUGUGGAGCUGUAUGAGGGGGAGGAGUUUGUCCUGCUGCCCUGUGAGUUUAACACUGCUGAUGUCACUGGCCCUUCAGUGGUGUGGAGCCGCUGUGAUCUCGAGCCUCCAACCAUCCACCUGCGUCAUCAGGGAGGUGAUGAACUUGGAGAACAAAACCAGCUUUACAGCGGCCGAACAUCCAUGAUGGCCGACGCUCUGAGAACUGGAGACCUCAGCCUCAAACUGUCGAAACUCCGCCUCUCUGACAGCGGCACCUACACCUGCAUUGUGAGAAAAAGGUCAGGAGGAGAAAAGAGGGUGACAAACGUGCUGCUGCAGGUCAAAGAACGGUUUCCAUCCUGGGCCACAGCUCUCCUGGUUCUCCUGGCUGUUGGUCUUCUUGUUUUUGGGGGUCUUUUAGUGCAUUUUCGGCACUAUUUCAUGUCAGUCUACCAGGUGGAGGUGGAUUCAGGGGCGGAGUCUGUCCAGCUGCCCUGCAAAACCAUAAUUCACCUGCCAAAGGACAUCACAGCCGAGUGGACUAACAGUCACAAUGCAAAGGUCCAUGUGUAUCAGAAUGGCUCCCUGCCUGGAGAGCAACAUCGUAUUUACAGAGGCCGAACAGAGAUGAAGAGAAAUCCGCUGAAAACUAAAGACUUCAGUCUGACUCUGAAAUACCCCACAGACAUGGACAGACACUUUUUCACCUGCACCGUCUACAGCAGGGAGGGAAACAUCCUGAUGAAGAAACAAGUGGUGCUCAAGGUCAAAGUCUGUCAGGUGGAGGUGGAGGAGGGGGAGGAGUCUGUCCUGCUGCCCUUCAAAACUACACCUGACCUGCCUGAUGAUACUGAAGUGAAGUGGAAACUUUAUGAUCCCAAACCCACAAUGACAGUCCACGUGUAUCCACACGGUUCUGACCGGCCUGAAGAACAGAACCAGGUUUACAGAGAUCGGACAGAGAUGAAGAAAGACCUGCUGAAGACUGGAGACUUUAGUCUGACCCUGAAAAACCCCAAACACACAGACACAGGGACAUACAGGUGCAUCGUCUACAACCAGGAUGGAAACACUGUGAGAAUGAAAACAGUGCAGCUUGAAGUCAAAGGGAGAUCAAAGAUGAAACAAUCAACAUCAGGACCAGAAGCAGCUCAACUGAUGGAGGAUCAAUCUGUUUGACUGGUCUAUCAGUCACUUUUUGACUAUUUAUCUGAUCUGACUUUGGAUCAUAGAGACAAUGGAGGUGAAGCAGCUGAUGGAUGAUGGAUGACAACAUGAUGCUGUAUCAGCUUCUAUACAAUCACUGUUGGUUACUAUUGAUAUCUGUGUGUGAUGUCACAUGUUGAUCAGCUCUGUGAUUUGGACUGAUUUUUGACUUUCAGGUUCCAUGAAGGCCACUUGUAGUUCUGAUCCUGUGAGCUCGGACAGAGGUCUCACUCUGGAGGAGACACUUGACACUAAUGUUUAAUUGUGACACUCACUAUAUUCCAGUUUUUAUCAGUUGCUUCAACAUGUUUUCUAAAGCACUCACACAGUUUUCCACCUUAAUCGACCUUGUUCAACCAUUUUUGUCAUUGCAAAUCCCUGUUACUCACUCUGAACAUAAAACUUAUCUGGAUUUAGUUUUGUAAGGAACUGGUUUACAUAGAAACAUUAGCUGUCCAUCUUAUUAAAAUCACCUGUCUGUUGAGGCACAAUUAUUCAGAUAUAUUAACAGAAGUCUAUUGCUGCAGUAAGUCAUUAUCAUCACUUCCAAUGUAAGUCAGGUGGAGGCUCUGUAGUGUUUGCUGUGAGUCUAGAGGUCCCUCUACAGACGAGCUAACAACACUACACACUGAACAAAAGAGGCCGAGUUCCAGGGAAGACAUGUUUUAAUACCAAGCACAUUUCCUCAACAGUCACAUCUAUCACAGUGUAAAACCUGCUCAGCCUGUUGCUUUACAUUCCAACAGCUGCUUCAGUGGAAACAGGUUAAAGUAAAACUAAAGUUUUCUCUCAGUCAGUUUAUCAGGAGGAGGAAAGUGUUGACUGCUGGAAACUGAAUGUGUUUUUGCAGUUUUUAGUGUGAAACAGAGUUGAAGAGGCCUUUGUGGUUCUAUUUUUUUUGUACUGGAGGAUGAAGAUGUUUGUGGUGUUUGUGAUCCUCGUGCACGGUAAGAUAAACUUCCUCCCUCUGAUCUGAUCAGCACCUUUUGUUUCUCCCCACUGAGUAAAAUUCACUCAGGUUCUUUCUUAUUUGUAUGAAGUGUCUCCACAUCAGUCCUGUGUUUUCUCUGAGUGUUAGCUGCUUCCAUUGAAGUAGUAAUGGAGAGAUGGAAGUAAAAGAAGUGAGGAAUUACUUUUAAUUUUAAGACCAUGUUGAAUCAGAAAACAAAGUGGACUAAAUAAUGAGAGAAACACAGCAGGCAGCUGUUUAUGAUUUGAGAGAGUGUUUCGUUUUGAGCACAGGUGAAUCUGUUUUGAGGCAAAAAUGUAACUUUGCACAAGGGGUCAGAGGUUUUGUAACUAGUGCUUGAAGCUGAGGUUUUGUGUUUGAUGUUUUCAGAAAAUGGAGCAAGGUUUUAGAAGUUUUGUUUUAGCAGUUGAGAAAAACUGUAACCUCUCUACCUGUGUGACCUCACAGUUUCCCAGCAUGCCUCAGCUGUGGAGCUGUAUGAGGGGGAGGAGUUUGUCCUGCUGCCCUGUGAGUUUCACACUUUUGAACUGGACGGUCCCUCAGUGGUGUGGAGUCGCUUCGACCUCAAUCCUUCAACCGUCCACAAGUGUC